This is a messenger RNA of Acytostelium subglobosum LB1, 1692 nucleotides long. RefSeq lists its product as hypothetical. The coding region runs from base 1 to 1692 and encodes 563 amino acids. The record is from RefSeq and is a predicted model, not a curated record. NCBI's taxonomy places the organism in Eukaryota, Evosea, Eumycetozoa, Acytosteliales, Acytosteliaceae. Gene Ontology annotation, biological process: lipid metabolic process. The transcript has 3 exons.
AUGCAAGUCUCUGGACUGGGAAUAGAUGAACAGGAUGAUUAUGAGAGUGAUUGUAAUAUAUUGUCGACGAAAGAGCAGAGACAGGAACAAGUGGCUCAGUAUGCAUUGCAGGAGCAACAACAAGAACAACAACAGAGGUUGCAACGCACUUGGUUUCAAUCUAUCAAGUCAUCAGUGAGCAGCUUCAACACCAAGGUCAAGCACAUGUUCAUCGCCCCCGAGACUGAAGAUGCACUAGGUGUCAUCUACCAACUGUUCACCACCUUCUUCAAAGAUGUCAAACACUCAAAGGUCGACCUGUUCUCUGGCCUACUCUUGUUGGACAGUUACUACAAGAACCCUCACAUCGUCUCUGAUCAUUAUGAACAGGAUGAACUGUUCUUAAAGACUGCUAAGCAUUAUAUGAACUUUGCUGCUGCAAGUUUGGGAUCAAAGUAUGUGUAUAGUUACUUGGCAAAGAAGCAUGUAUCGGGUAUAAUCAAAGGAGUCACUGGUACAGAUCGUCUAAACAUCAAGGUCUUGUGCGAACACACUGGUAUUCAGAGAGAAGAUGUUAUCUGCUAUAGAUUCACCAGUCACAACUUUGAUCCAGCUCACUUUGUCGCAGUGGAUCAUGCCACCAUGGCGAUUGUUGUAUCAUUCAGAGGCACAUUCCACGCCAGAGACAUCCUCACUGAUCUUGUGGCCACCAACACUCCUUUCCUCGAUGGCUUUGCUCACACUGGUAUCCUCAAGUGCGCUCAGAACAAGUUCAACGAGCUCACACCAUUGUUGUUGGAGAAUCUAAAGAAGCAUGCAGGAUAUUCAUUGGUAGUGACUGGACAUAGUUUGGGUGCUGGUACUGCAGCAUUGUUCACAUUGUUGUUCCAUUCAACUUAUCCAGAGAUCAAGAUUCACUGUCAUGCCUAUGCUCCACCAUGUGUUACAUCAUUGGAGCUUGCAUUGGAUGAGAAGACCAGGUCAUUGAUAACCAGCUACGUCCUAAAGGAUGACAUCAUUCCAAGACUAAGUUACCAAUCUUUAGAGCAUCUUAAACAUUUGAUCACAUCAAUGUUGGAUAAUAAUCCUGGUAUGAUCAAUCAGGCCUUCCAAAUACUUUGUGCUGGCAAUAACCUUGGCGACAACCUCACCAACAAGGUUGCCAGUUUCCUAAAGGUUGAGCGAGGAGUGAAGCUUCCAUCCAAGCAGUACGCAGCUUUGAACACUCAAACGAUGCUUCCACCUGGCGACACCUAUCGUAUCUACAAGCAGUCCAACUUUGACAAGCACUUCAUUAUGGAGAAAUCAAACCCAUCACUGUUUGGCGAGAUAGUCAUAUCUGGUAGUCUCCUUCUCGAUCAUUUCCCAGAUCACUACGAAGAUGCACUCUCACUUUGCUACCAGUACGCCACGAACAAAGAGGCAUUCACUACUGCACCUUCAUUGGAAGUGAACAACAGCUCGGUUAAUCUCUCUAGCAGUCCAUCAAAGUCUUCCAACCUUUCCAUCAGUCCCUCCAAGUCACCAUCAACAAGUCCCUCUAGGUCAUUGUCCACAAGUCCAUCCAAGUCAUUAUUCUCAAUUUUCUCCACCAGUCCUUCAAAGUCGUCGGUCCUCUCAACCAGUCCCUCACAGUCAUCAACCAUUCUCUCAAGUAGUCCAGCCAAAGAGUCCAUUGAUAACAACACCAGUACCAAUCAACAACAGAUGUAA